Molecule: messenger RNA, 763 nt
Organism: Bactrocera tryoni
Lineage: Eukaryota; Metazoa; Arthropoda; Insecta; Diptera; Tephritidae
Gene: AANATL7
Product: dopamine N-acetyltransferase
Exons: 3
Coding region: 26-667 (213 amino acids)
Molecular function (GO): N-acetyltransferase activity
Source: RefSeq, a predicted model, not a curated record
AUCGUCUAGCACAGAAAAACCCAUUAUGGAAUACAAAUUGAUAACUGAGGACCGUUUCGACGAUGUCGUUGCACAUUUAAGUACCAAUUUCUUUGCCGAUGAGCCGUUGAAUAAGGCGGCGGGUCUAUGUCGACGCGGGGAGGGUCAUCGAGAAUUGGAGCAGCUUUGCUAUGAGACACUUAAGGAUAAUUUGAGUUUAAUGGCUGUGAACGAGAAUAACGAUAUCGCUGGUGUGCUGCUCAACGGUGUUGUCUAUCCGCAAGAUAUCCUGCAAGCUCACGAGCGUAUCGAACUCAGUGAUGAUGAACGCUAUAAGAAAAUAUUUCGUUUAUUAAAUGAACAUAAUCUGCGUGCAAAUAUAUUUGGAAAUUUCAAUGUAGCACGUGCCUUUGAGGUGCGUAUGCUUUCGGUGGAUGGACGCUUUCGUGGACAGGGUAUUGCUAAAGAGCUAGUGCGGCGUAGCGAGACAAUCGCAAGGGAUUUUGAGUUUAAGCUCAUGAAAGCCGAUGCAACAGGAAUUUUCUCACAAAAAAUUCUGAAAUCAAACGGUUUCAAGGUACUGAGCGAAUUCUACUAUGAUAAGUAUACAGAUGAAUUUGGUAAACCAAUAUUGUUGGUGGAGGCACCGCACAUUAAAUUGCAGCUGCUAUACAAACUGUUGGAAUAAGGUGCAUAUACAGGUAUGAAAAAACUGAGUUUAAAGUGAAAUAAAAUUAAUAAAAAAAUAUAUAAUACAAAAUGUUUUAAACAGAAUAAUAAUAAU